Messenger RNA from Synchiropus splendidus (mandarinfish), 2147 nucleotides. RefSeq names its product eukaryotic peptide chain release factor subunit 1. The transcript has 11 exons. NCBI's taxonomy places the organism in Eukaryota, Metazoa, Chordata, Actinopteri, Syngnathiformes, Callionymidae. The coding region runs from base 174 to 1505 and encodes 443 amino acids. Gene Ontology annotation, cellular component: cytosol; translation release factor complex. Gene Ontology annotation, biological process: cytoplasmic translational termination. Gene Ontology annotation, molecular function: sequence-specific mRNA binding; translation release factor activity, codon specific. The record is from RefSeq and is a predicted model, not a curated record.
GAACGCCACAAUUCUAACUACCUCAUGUGAGCAGUCCACAGUACCACGCGUGUGGAGGAGAGAUACCGGUCGGGAAGGCAACGUCAUCCCUCGGCCUAACGAGUCGACGGAGCGCGCAGACAUAGCGGAGCGGCGCUGUCCUUGUCAGGUGGAAAAGCAAUUACAACAGAAAGAUGGCGGACGACCCCAGCGCGGCGGACAGGAACGUGGAGAUUUGGAAAAUCAAGAAGCUGAUUAAAAGUUUGGAAGCUGCCCGAGGCAAUGGCACCAGUAUGAUCUCACUGAUCAUCCCUCCUAAGGACCAGAUUUCCAGAGUGGCCAAAAUGUUGGCGGAUGAGUUUGGCACCGCUUCCAACAUCAAGAGUAGAGUCAACAGGCUCUCUGUACUUGGGGCCAUCACCUCUGUACAACAAAGACUAAAAUUAUACAAUAAGGUGCCACCCAAUGGCUUGGUUGUGUACUGUGGCACAAUAGUGACUGAAGAAGGCAAGGAGAAAAAAGUAAAUAUCGACUUCGAACCAUUUAAGCCAAUCAACACCUCACUUUAUCUCUGUGAUAACAAGUUCCAUACAGAGGCAUUGACAGCCCUCCUCUCUGACGACAGUAAGUUUGGCUUUAUUGUGAUUGACGGUAGUGGGGCGCUCUUUGGCACACUGCAAGGGAACACCAGGGAGGUGCUGCACAAGUUCACAGUGGACCUACCUAAGAAGCACGGCAGAGGUGGACAGUCUGCUCUCCGUUUUGCUCGUCUGAGGAUGGAGAAGAGACACAACUAUGUGAGGAAAGUGGCUGAGACGGCUGUACAGCUGUUUGUGUCGAACGACAAAGUAAACGUGGCAGGAAUGGUUUUGGCUGGUUCUGCUGACUUCAAGACUGAACUCAGUCAGUCCGACAUGUUUGAUCCAAGGUUACAGGCGAAGGUCCUGAAACUGGUGGACAUCUCCUAUGGCGGAGAAAAUGGUUUUAACCAGGCAAUUGAACUGUCUGCAGAGGUCCUUUCCAACGUCAAAUUCAUCCAGGAAAAGAAACUCAUAGGUCGGUAUUUUGAUGAGAUCAGCCAGGACACUGGCAAAUACUGCUUUGGUGUAGAGGACACGCUCAAAGCCCUUGAAAUGGGAGCUGUGGAAAUCCUCAUAGUUUAUGAGAACUUGGACACUAUGCGCUACAUCCUACGCGUUCACGGAGCAGAGAGCAAUGGAGCAGAAAAUGAUGAAAAGACUCUGUACUUGACACCUGAACAAGAGAAAGACAAGUCUCACUUCACAGACAAAGAGACAGGACAAGAACACGAGCUGAUUGAAAGUAUGCCUUUGUUAGAGUGGUUUGCUAACAGCUACAAAAAAUUUGGAGCCACGCUGGAAAUCGUCACAGACAAAAGCCAGGAGGGAUCCCAGUUUGUCAAGGGCUUUGGAGGCAUUGGAGGUAUCUUGCGGUACAGGGUGGAUUUCCAGGGCAUGGAGUACCAAGGAGAGGAUGAUGAAUUCUUCGAUUUGGAUGACUACUAGGUAGUCUGGGACUAAUUUGAAAGUAUAAAGCAAAGCAGAAGAUUGAAUGAUGAAGUAACAAGGAAAGAAAAUGACACCCUCUCUUGCAGCAAGUGAGGAAUGCAACUCUGUUGGCCAUUUACAACAGACACAACUUCCAGUUAUCCUGUUGCAUACAUAAACUUGCACAUACAUUUCAUCUCUUCACACAAUGAAAUAAAUCACACAGGUUCAAGAGGAGUGACAAUUUCUUUUUAUCCGGAGAGGGAGAAGGCCCUUCUGAUAAAUCCCUGCCUUAGAGUGCUGGUUCCUUCCCCAUGUUGGAUUGGACUUGACUCAUUUUGUGGUUUCCUUCCAUUCUGAACCAACACAACAGCAGCUUCCCUGAUUCCUCGCUGCCUGAUCAAGAAAAAAAGUUUAUUUAGCCCUUCAUAUCAAGAAAAUUGUAUUUUCCUUUCCUGCACCAACCUCCCCCCUCUCUCUCUCUCUCUCUCUCGUCUUUCCUUUCACCUAUGCUAUAUUUUAUUUUAUUUUUUUUUUCUUUCUUUUGCAUUUCAUUUUUUUACUGGUAACUGCUGUUGUAUUUUAUGAGAGUGGGGGAUUUUUUUACCUGGGUUUCCGUAGAGAAAGGGGGACAAAGUAUUAAAUUUGAACUGCUGAAAA